GCAGAAUGGGUUCCAGUCAACAGUUCUCUCUUAGAUGGAACAAUUAUUUGAAACACAUUACUUGCGCUUUCGACACGUUAAGGACGGACGAGGAUCUCGUAGACGUCACUUUGAGCUGCGAAGGCAAAAGGAUCAGAGCACACAAAAUGCUCCUGUCAGCAUGUAGUACAUACUUUAGAGAUUUAUUUAAGGAAAAUCCGUGCCAGCAUCCCGUCAUAAUAUUCCGUAAUGUAAAAUUCGAUGACUUGGCUGCCUUGGUCGAUUUCAUGUACCAAGGUGAAGUAAAUGUCGUUCAAGAGCAACUGGCGAGUUUUCUCACAACGGCAGAGCUCUUGGCGGUGCAGGGUCUCACAGACGGCACAGGAAAGGACGACAGUUUAGUGGAGGUGAGUUGCUAA
This is a messenger RNA of Temnothorax curvispinosus, 398 nucleotides long. Its product is annotated as broad-complex core protein isoforms 1/2/3/4/5-like. Gene Ontology annotation, cellular component: nucleus. The coding region runs from base 6 to 398 and encodes 130 amino acids. Gene Ontology annotation, biological process: regulation of transcription by RNA polymerase II. Gene Ontology annotation, molecular function: protein binding. The record is from RefSeq and is a predicted model, not a curated record. Lineage: Eukaryota; Metazoa; Arthropoda; Insecta; Hymenoptera; Formicidae. The transcript is spliced from 2 exons.